Lodderomyces margitis is the source of this 1536-nucleotide messenger RNA. RefSeq names its product H3 histone acetyltransferase (gene RTT109). NCBI's taxonomy places the organism in Eukaryota, Fungi, Ascomycota, Pichiomycetes, Serinales, Debaryomycetaceae. The transcript has a single exon. The record is from RefSeq and is a predicted model, not a curated record. The coding region runs from base 1 to 1536 and encodes 511 amino acids. Gene Ontology annotation, molecular function: histone H3K56 acetyltransferase activity. Gene Ontology annotation, cellular component: nucleus. Gene Ontology annotation, biological process: DNA damage response.
AUGUCUCUAGACUCAUUGUUGGCUCAACAUCUACCGCAAAAUGAAUCUUUCAAAUACUUCUAUAUCCAAUCACGACCAAUAUACAUCAAAUCACCAAUAAACAUUGCUAAAUCAUCCACCACCACCACCACCACCACCACCACCACCACCUCGCCACGACCCGAUACUGUCAAAAUACGUCAUCUCUUCACAUUAAUUGAUCAUGAUGAUGUGAUUGUUUUAGGAAUUGAAGUGUAUGUGUAUUUGCAAAUAUAUCCUAAUUACGUAGAUCAAUUUAUAUUCAUUGCCAAGUGUGAUACUACUGGUUUGAAAAAGUUGGCUUAUCGAGUUGGUGAUGUUGUUGAACUGGUGUUGCGAUAUAUUGUUGACUAUGAUGUGAAUGAGUAUAGAAUCAAGAUGAAGCGGGGGAUCAUUCUGCAUGAGCAAAAGGAGAACGAGGAACAAAAGGAAGACGAGGAGGCUGGUACAUACAUGAAUGAAACUUUGGCACUAAUUGAUAAAUUACAGAGGAAACUAUCCACUGAUUCAAAUUAUAUCACUACUCUACCAUACUAUGGCACCCAUGCCAAGCAUACCACCACCGAUAGUAAUAUCAAAUCUAGUCAACAAUUUCGUAACCUACCUACCACAAUCAACUCACGUAUUUGUUUAUUCACCAAAACCGCACCACAAUACAUGUUUCCCAACUCAUCUAGAAACGAGUAUAAACAUUUGAGUAAUGGACAAGUGUUAUUGACUUGGUGGUUGAGGAUAAUUGAAUCUAUUUGUGGUGGUGGUAGCAGCAGCAAUGGUGAUUGUUGGCCUAUUAAAAGACUAAUCAUCCCUGGAUCGGAUGAAUUUGCCAUGAGUAAAUUUAUUAAUCGUUUGCCUAAUUGGUCAAUUGGGCAUAUAUUUGGUGACAACAAUAAUUCAGCCUCGAAUCAUGAUGCAAGUUCCAAUGCAGAUACAGCUGCAAAUUCAAAGUCGGGUUUGGCGGUUUAUAACAUCCCCCUCUUCCCCGAUGAUCCAAAAGGUCGUUUUUUAGAGCAUUUGAUUGUUGAAAAUCGAUACGCCAACGUUUCUAUUGAUCGCUUUUACCAAGAGUUGGGAUAUCGACAGGAGUUUCGCAUAGGUGACUGUGUUGGUUUAAUUGGAUGCAAAAUUGACAAUCAUAAGCCAAAAAACAACAAGACUACAGUAGAUGAAGUGAAUCAGAAUGAAGGUGAAGAGGAUGAUUUGGUGGUUACAGUUCACCAAUAUAAACAAUUUGUUAAUCAUGUUUUGAAACUGAUCAAUUUUGAUAAAUUGGUCGAUGUAGAGUACUUGACUCAAGUUCAGAUACCUGCAUUCUUUAACAAGACUUUGGGUCUUGACGAUGGCUUCAAGUAUGGACAAGUAAUUGGAAAAAAGGCAAAAGUGAGUGAGCAUACUUCUGGUCACACUGGUGGUGGUGGUGGCGAAAAGAAAAGUUUACUGCUGGUGCUGGGAGUUACUGGCAGUGGAAAUGGGAAAGCUAACGAUCUUACUGGAUUGAUCAAGAGAAAGAAGCGGAAGUGA